Messenger RNA from Chaetomium fimeti, 2434 nucleotides. Its product is annotated as beta-lactamase/transpeptidase-like protein. Lineage: Eukaryota; Fungi; Ascomycota; Sordariomycetes; Sordariales; Chaetomiaceae. The record is from RefSeq and is a predicted model, not a curated record. The transcript has 3 exons. Bases 370 to 2160 code for a protein of 596 amino acids.
GGAAUACACCGCAGGGACGCCCAACACCAGCGCCGAUCUUCGCCGCUCCCCUGCAACCCCCCUGUCGUCGCCAAAACCGAGAUACGGCAACGCCAAGUACGUCCCCGAUUCGCGGGACCAGUGGGGCACUGGAAGGGUGAAAGCUUCAUUCAAUCAGUGCCUCGAUCGUAUCCCUCGGUUGGCCAACAUCUUUCGUCAUGGUAAGCACCUCUGUUGAUCAUCCACGUCACUGGGACAAAGAAGACGGGAAAGGCCCCUAGCCAGACUCAAGCGACCACAGUUAUAUAAUAUUACGGCUAGCCACCCUCCCGGACGUCAUGUCAUUGCAACAAGCUUCAGGCCUUCGACACCAAGUCUCCCUCCGUCAACAUGGUCAAACUCACUCAUCUCUUGCUGGGCAUCCCAGCUGCUCUGGCUCUGGAAUGCCGCCCUGAGGGACCGAUCGUGCCUCCGCCGCGCAACCUGAAGCAGUCGGACACAUUCUCCAGAGCGCUCGCCAACCUCACCGCGACCCUUGACUCGGCAUUCAAGGGCGAGUUUCGGUCUUCUUUAGAUGCCCAAAACGUCUCGAUGUCGGUGGCCCUCGUCGGCCUCGACCAGACUGAGGCAUCAACUCCGCUCUGGGAGUACCACCAUCUCGGCUCGGGCAAUGUCAACGGCACCAAGUCCCUGGACAGGCACUCGCAGUAUCUGAUCGGGUCCGUCUCGAAGGUUAUUACCGAUGCCAUACUUCUGCGCAGUGGUGUGAACAUGGAUGAUCCGGUCACGAAAUACCUUCCAUCGCUGGCCAACGAUACCUCGCGGAUCGACUGGGAGAGUAUCAGCCUUCGAGCUCUCGGAGGCCAGCUCGCCGGCAUUCCCGCCAACUUUGGUUUCUCUGAGUACCACUACAUCAAGACCUGGUUCGAAACCCUCGGCUUCCCCGCCCUCAACGACAGCAGCUACCCACCCUGCGGCGUGAUCGGGCUCAACACGGCCUGCACACGCGAACAAUUCCUGACCGGCCUGCUCACCGCCGACCCCCAAGCCCUGCCCCAAGCCCGCCCCGUCUACUCCAACAUCGCCUACACCAUCCUCGCCUACGCAAUCGAAGCCGCCACGGGCAAGGACUACACCGCCCAACUGCACGACUACCUGACCUCCCCCCUCGGAAUGGCCUCCACCAUCGCCACGCCGGGGAACGACUCCCGCGCCGUCAUCCCCCCCGGCGAGAGCACCUGGGGCUCCGACUACGGCGACAACGCGCCCGGCGGCGGGCUGGUCUCCACGCUGGCCGACCUGACGUCCUUUGUGCGCGCGAUCCUCGCGCGGGACGCGGCGCUGGGCACCCCCGCGGAGAUCCGCCAGUGGCUGCAGCCGAGGACGUUUUCGGGGAGCCGGUCGAGCGCGGUGGGGUUGCCGUGGGAGAUGUUCCGCCCGGAGCCGCGGUUGUUGUUCCCUGGGUAUGAUGCGGAAACCGGGGAGGGCGGGCAUACGGUGACGAUCCAUGCCAAGGAUGGCGCGGCGUACGGGUACCAUGCGCGGAUUGCGUUGUUGGAUGAGUAUGGGGUCGGUUUGGUCCUGCUGACGGCGGGGAACCAGGAUGCGUUGGGCGAGGUGUAUGAUGCGGCGUUGACGGGCUUGGUGCCGGCGCUGGAUGCGGUUGCGAGGCAGCAGGCUGUGGAGGAGUACGGGGGGGUGUUCGCGGGGGUGUCGACUGAGGAGACGGGCGCGGUGCCGGUUAAUGCGACGGUGGAGUUGGAUGGGUCGUCGCUGCGGUUGAUGGGGCUGCACCGAAAGGGGUCGGAUAUCUUGGCCGCGCUGCAGGAGCUGUGGGGAGUGACCUUGUCCGAGUUCCUGCCGUCGCUGGACAUGACCGGUGUGUAUAGGUUGUAUCCGACCGGCAUCGAGAGGAAGGCGGUGUUGGCUGAUGGAAGGGAGGUUGUGGAGGAGGACUGGAGAGUGUGGUGGGAGGUCGAGUACACCUCGCAGACGGAUAUGCCCGGGAACGGGCUCAGCGAGAGUGACUGCUUAACCUGGACGCUGGCAGACUGGAUGUACUACGGCAGCCAGUCGGCGGACAGGGUCAUGUUUGUGAAAGACGCCGAGACGGGCAGUGUCCUGGGCUUGGACGCUCCAUUCCUGAGAACGGGCAUUAUGGGAAAGUCUGAGGUUGAGUGACGCCUCAAGGAAUGCUGGACGCGACGCAACUCUUACACAACCCACUUGCAACACCCGUUUGCUCAACCACAAGGAAACGAGCAUUGUUAGAUUAGAGCAAGAUUGUAAUUAUUUAGUUAUAGAACUCUGCCCUUCUCAAUCUUGGCCCGAACCCAAUAUCCACAAACCUUGCCACGAUCGCCAUGUUUCUGGGUGAGAUAGCUACCGAGUUAAAUCGGCUCGCUGCGGUGGCCAAAGCAGAACAUAUACCCGUCCCGGUUUUCAACGAAGCUAU